GCUGGUAGUGUCUCUGAAUACAGUGAUUAUAUGACUCAAUAUAAAACAUAAUAUCAUAUUAUAUAUAUGUUAUCGUACUGCCAACAAUCAAGUUUAUUUCUAACUGGAACUCCGCAGAUACACUAUCGUUUCAAUCAGAGCUCAAACUGUUUAUUCAACGGUACAAUAGUAUUUUUCUUAAAAUAAAACUUGUUUAAAAAUGCACAGAUUAAUAAUAGCUCUAGUAUUUCUUGUAAGUUUUUCCUUCGUAGCAGCAGUGCCUUUAAAUGGACUGAACAUCCCGUCAGAGUGCAAUGACAACGCUUCCUUCGCCGACUGUGAACUCAUAGUGCGCAGCAAGUUCUGCCAACACCGUAACUAUUCUACCCAGUUGGCUGUGACAUGAUGAUUGGAUCAAACGCUAAAGAAGACAAAUGCAGGCAAUGCAGAGGUAACGGCACCCAUUGUCACACCAGCACAGGAAUCAUCGACUCAAAUGAUCUCAGGAAAGGAUAUAACGACGUGCUUCUAAUACCUGAAGGUGCCACAAGCAUUGUGAUUUAUGAAGUAAGGGAGUCAAACAACUACCUCGCUAUCAGAAGCAAGAUCAAGGACAAAUAUUAUUUAAACGGCGGAUACCGCAUCGACUUUCCGAGGAGUAUUGUGAUAGCUGGUACCCUGUGGCACUACGAGCGUUCGCCCCAAGGGUUUGCUGCGCCAGAUAAGCUGACUACUCUCGGUCCCACCACAGAACCCUUGUAUUUAUCACUGCUCCUCGUUGAUGACAAUGUGGGUGUUCAGUAUGAGUACAGCUUGCCGACCGCCUUGGCUCCCCGUCCGCAUCAGCAAUACAACUGGGUUCAUGGUGAAUUCACACCCUGCAGUGCUUCGUGUGGUGGAGGUUUUCAAACACGCAAUGUGAGCUGUCGGUCGCGUGAUGAACUAGAUGAAGUAAAAGAUAACCUGUGUGAUGAAGGUCUUAAGCCACCUACCAACCAGAGUUGCAACACGGAGGUGUGCCCAGCGCACUGGGUGGAGGGACCUUGGAGUAACUGCUCGAAGCCUUGUGGAGAAGAUGGAACCAGAUCGCGGCAGGUUCGCUGUGAGCAGAUCAUCAGUAAUGGACAUUCCUCAAUAGUCGAUGAUAAGGAAUGCAUCGAGCUCCACGGACGAAAACCGGCUCGAUUCGAGGAAUGUAACAAGAACGCAACCUGUCCAACUUGGUUCAAGGGACCAUGGAAAGCUUGUGACAAGCUUUGUGGUGAGGGUAAGCAAACCCGGCAAGUGGUCUGUCAUCGGCGAGUCAACGGUCGAGUGGAGGUGUUUGGAGACGAGGAGUGUCCUGAAGAGAAGCCACCUGCAGAACAGCCCUGUAUCCUGCAUCUUUGUGUUGCAGUGGAUUGGGUGCUCAGUAAUUGGACGGGGUGUGAUACAUGUUCAUCUAAAAACAGAACUAGGGUAGCCCAAUGCGUGACUGAAAACCGCCAAGUGGUUGAUCCAAGCAUGUGCAGUUAUCAUCAAAUGCCAGUUUUGGAAGAGCCGUGCGAUAAAGACAAAUUACCUGAUUGCGAAGUACAAUGGUACGCGACCCAGUGGAGCAAAUGUACAAAGGUAUGCGGCGGCGGUGAACAGAAACGAGCAAUUAUGUGUCUUCGCGGUAACAAGGAGUCUAAAGACUGUGCUGAAGAUUCCAUUCCUGAGAACUGGCGAUCAUGUAAUGAACAGCCCUGUGAUGAAGACCAAAUGCUACCAUUGAAUACUAAGUCUACACCCAUUAUGGAUGAUGAUUACAUUCUCGGGGAAUGUAUUGAGUACGAAAAGGACUACGAAGAAGAAGGAGCCGAAGUUAUUGAUGACACUCUUCCCAGUAAUGAGCUCGACGUCAUGUUUAGUGAUAGCCCAGUUCUAGAAGGCUCUGGUGGCUGGACCGCUUUCACUGAAAUUGAAUCAGAAUUUACUACUGAAGAAGGCUCUGGUGCAGAUAUAAGUGUUACGGAGGUAACGGUAACUCUUAGCGAAUUCACAACAGAUACUAACACAGAUGAAUCUACUGAUAUCACUAUAGCAUCGACAACUUUAACAAAUACCAAUAAACCUUCUGAACACACUACAGAAACCGAAACAAACACCGACGAAACUACCGAAAGUACUGAAGAAUCCACAACUGUAACAAACACAAACAAUGAUGCUGAAAGCACUAUUUAUUCAUCAACUACUGACAUUGCAACUGAGAGUACGAUUGAUUCCACCACUGGAACAAAUAUUGUAGAAUAUACUGAAAGUACGACCGGAACAAAUACAGAUAAUGUAACAGAAAUUAAUUUAGAUUCAACAACUGAAACAAUUACUGAUGAAUCUACUGAAAGUAGUGUAGAACCCACAACUGGAACAAAUAUUGAAAUUACUAUAGUUUCAACAACUGAAACAAAUACUGAUGAAUCUUCUGAUAGUACUGUAGAAACAACUACAGAUACUGCUACUGAUACUACUUUAGAAUCUACGACUACAACAAAUAAUGACAAUGGAACUGAGAGUACUAUAGAUUCAACAACUGAAACUAAUACUGAUGAAACAACUGAAAGUACUGUAGAAACAACAACUGAUAAUACUACUGAAAUAAGUAUAGAAUCUACCACCGGAACUAACAAUGACAAUGAAACUGAAAGUACUAUAGAUUCGACUACAGCAACAAAUACUGGCGAAUCUUUCGAAAUUACCAUAGAAUCUACAACUGGUACAAAUACUGACGAAUCUUAUGAAAGUACUAUAGAAUCUACAACAGGAACAAAUGGAGAAAAUGCUUCUGAAAGUACUUUCGAAUCAACGACAGGAACAAAUACUGACAAUGGAACUGAAAGUACAAUAGAAUCCACUACUGAAACGAGUACAGAUAGUACUAUUGAUAGUACUAUUAAAUUCACAACUGGAGCAAAUACCGACGAUGAAACUGAAAGCAGUUUAGACAGCACAACUGGAACAAAUACUGACAAAUCAUCUCAAAGUACUGUAGAAUCUACAACAGACAGCUCUACUGAAACAACUAUAGAAUCUACAACGGGAAUGAAUACGGAUGAAUCUACAAGUGGCACAACUGAUAUAGGUCUUCAGACUGGUAGCACAGAAAUAGGAACAGAAAUAGUCUCGACAACAGAUGGUGGGUUCAGUUCGACUGAAAGCUCUACUAUAACAGAAGCUGGAACAACACAGACUGGAACCAGUGAAUAUGCCGAAACAUCUUCCACCGAAUCUAACGAACCAACAUCAUUAACGCAAGAAAGUACUACUGAAGCUCAAUUGGACUGGAAAUCAACUGUGGAAGUAUACACUCAACGGCAGAAAUGUAAGAUUAGGCGUAAGAUCGCUAAAUGCACGGAUAUUCGGAUAUAUCCGUACGGAUGCUGUCCUGACAAACGAACACCUGCGAAGGGGCCUUUCGAUUUAGGUUGUAAGAACAUUACGACGUGCGCUGACACAAAGUACGGUUGCUGUCCCGACGGUGUAUCACCAGCUCUGGAUGAUAAAGGAGCGGGCUGUCCUGUCACACCCUGUAACGAGACGCUCUACGGCUGCUGCAAGUCUGACAACAUUACUGUUGCUACUGGAAAUGAUGAUGAAGGAUGUCCCGUAAUACCAGCCUGCAAGACUACAGAAUUUGGCUGUUGCGAAAAUGAGACCAUUUCCGCUUCAGGACCUAACAAGCAAGGAUGUCCUGAAACAGAAGUAACAACGACAGAAGGUACUACAGAGUAUUCAGAGAGUUCCACCACAUCGACAGAAACCCUUACAACAGACAGUUCGACAAGCUUCACAGACCUAGAAGCCGAGACUACAACAGUGGUCUACACCGAAAGUACAACAGAUGUUACGACAGACGACUGUACCGCUUCUGAAUAUGGAUGUUGCCUUGAUAACAUCACUGAAGCUUCAGGACCUAACGGCCAGGGAUGUCCAUGCAGUAUAUCUGAAUUUGGCUGUUGUCCUGAUAAUGUCACAGCAGCUAUAGGUCCAAAUCUAAAAGGCUGUGGAUGCAUCACGUCUAAGUUUGGAUGUUGUUUGGACGGUGACACUCCUGCGCAUGGACCGGACCUGGAGGGCUGUUGUGCGCAGUCUCCGUUUGGAUGUUGCCCCGACAACUACAAGGCAGCUGAAGGACCACAUCUUGAAGGAUGCAGUUGCCAGACCGCCCACUUUGGCUGCUGUCCGGACAACGUCACCAUCGCACGAGGUCCCAAUAACGAGGGUUGUGGAUGUCAUUACACCGAGUAUGGAUGCUGUCCUGAUAGACAUACAGCAGCGACUGGAUAUAACUAUGAAGGCUGUGGCUGCCACACGUAUCAAUUCGGGUGCUGUCCUGACGGUGUGACGAUAUCCAGUGGCCCCGGUCUCGCGGGCUGUCUCUGCCAGCAUUCUCCAUUCAAAUGUUGUGGUGAUGAAGUCACAGCGGCUACUGGACCGGAUGGAGCAGGAUGUAACUGCGCGAACAGUAAAUAUGGCUGUUGUCCUGAUGGAACUACUGCUGCAGCAGGGCCGAAAUUCCUGAACUGUACAAAUAUACCGAUAAAUAGACAAGAGGCUUGUAGUCUGCCGAAGGACAGCGGCGAGUAUAACACUAACGUCAUAGACCGUGCAGUCGUCACAACUAAGAAGUGGUACUACGACAUGACGUACGGUGGAUGCGCACCUUUCUGGUACUUGGGCUUCAAGGGCAAUGCUAACAGGUUCUCAACACAAGAAGAGUGUCAAGAUGUCUGCGUUCAUCCAGCGCCUAGAGACGCGUGUAAAUUGCCGUCAUCAAAAGGCUCGUGCACAGGAUAUAAUGUGAAAUGGUACUACGAUUCUAACCAAGAACGAUGCGCCAAGUUUAUCUACGGCGGCUGCCUCGGCAAUGAUAACAGAUUCGACUCCGAGGAACUAUGUCAAGCCAGUUGUAGGCCUGAGAAGACUGAAGAGCAAUGCAAACAGCCAAUUGAACAAGGAAGCUGCGCUGGCUCCUAUCUCCGUUGGGGCUUCAACCCGGAGACGCGAAAAUGCAGUCAGUUCAUCUGGGGCGGGUGCGAGGGUAACGCAAACAGGUUUAAUUCUGAAGCUGCCUGUAUGAUGCAAUGCAAUGCGCCUGGAGUACCUCAAGCACGAUGCAAGUUGCCAGGACCAGUUGUCGGGACCAGCACGGGGAAGUAUCCCAUGUGGUUGUUCAAGCAAACAGAGAACAGAUGUGUACCGUUCUAUUACACUGGUGAUGGUGGGAAUGACAACAUGUUUGAAAGUGAACAGGACUGCGUAGAAGCAUGUCCUAGUGCCUAUGUUCCAGAUGUAUGCACCUUGCCAGCCCACCCAGGUGACUGCGACCGCUAUGAAACACGAUGGUUCUUCGAUACGAAGCUGACAAGGUGUCGUCAAUUCUACUACGGUGGGUGUGGAGGAAACGAGAACAACUUCGCAACAGAGGCCGAGUGUGAGAACAGAUGCUCGGAGGAGGCAGCUGUCACCACCACAGUGCAGCCCACCAAUCGCUAUUGGAACGAUUAUUGCGUGCCCGAAGCGGAUCCAGGACCAUGCACCCAGUUUGAGGAGAUGUGGGCUUUCAGCGUGACGAGCGGCACUUGUAAAAGAUUCCGCUUUGGAGGCUGUGGUGGUAACAACAACAGAUUCCCCGACCUGAAAACGUGUUUGAGCAUCUGCGCGCCAGACCAAGAAGUGUGCCAACAGCCCAUGCAAGCGGGCCCGUGUCAAGGAUCCUUCAUGAAAUGGUUCUUCGACGCAGCUACCGGAUCCUGCUCUCAGUUCACAUACGGAGGAUGCCAAGGAAAUGACAAUCGGUUUGACUCUCGCGAGGACUGUGAGCGGCGUUGCAGAUCUCAAGAACCCGAGCCUGUUAGAACUACCACCAUAUCGCCGGUACCAAAGAUAAUUUACGAAGAAUUACGUAGGUUCCUGUAA
Leptidea sinapis is the source of this 5916-nucleotide messenger RNA. Its product is annotated as papilin-like. The transcript is spliced from 37 exons. Bases 382 to 5916 code for a protein of 1844 amino acids. NCBI's taxonomy places the organism in Eukaryota, Metazoa, Arthropoda, Insecta, Lepidoptera, Pieridae. The record is from RefSeq and is a predicted model, not a curated record. Gene Ontology annotation, molecular function: serine-type endopeptidase inhibitor activity.